Molecule: messenger RNA, 1420 nt
Organism: Cyclopterus lumpus (lumpfish)
Lineage: Eukaryota; Metazoa; Chordata; Actinopteri; Perciformes; Cyclopteridae
Gene: ube2l3a
Product: ubiquitin-conjugating enzyme E2L 3a
Exons: 4
Coding region: 87-545 (152 amino acids)
Source: RefSeq, a predicted model, not a curated record
AAGAAGAAGAAGAAGAAGAAGAAGAGGAGGAGGCAGCAGCGGAAGAAGCAGAAGCAGAAGAAGAAGAAGACAACAUCGGCACCACAAUGAACAGGAGAAUAAAGAAGGAGCUCGAAGAAAUUCGCAAAAAUGGGUUAAAGUCUUUCUGCAGCAUUCAAGUGGAUGAAUCGAAUCUUUUGUACUGGCAAGGGCUUCUCGUUCCUGAUUGCCCUCCCUAUGACAAAGGAGCGUUUCGGAUCGAGCUCAUCUUCCCCGCCGAGUACCCCUUCAAGCCCCCGAAGGUCACCUUCAAGACGAAGAUCUACCACCCCAACAUCGACGAGAAGGGCCAGAUCUGCCUGCCCAUCAUCAGCGUGGAGAACUGGAAGCCGGCCACGAAAACCGAAAAGGUGAUCGCCAACCUCGUUGCUCUGGUGAACAGCCCCCAGCCGGAGCACCCGCUCAGGGCCGACCUGGCGGAGGAGUACAGCAAAGACCGAGCGAAGUUCAUGAAGAACGCCGAGGAGUUUACAAAGAAACACAGCGAGAAGCGGCCCACCGACUGACGGCACGACACCGACGUUUGUGUGUUUCCCUCCCCCCCCCCCCCUUUUUCUGUUCAAAGAGCCCCCCCCCCCCCCCCCUCUCCACUACACACCGACCUGUUCUGGCAUUCCUGCUUGUUUUUAGCACUCUGCACUCCUUCAGAGAGGCUUCUGUCUCACUUUGCCCACGAAAAAAAAAGCAAAAAGAAAAGCGGGGACUUCUCGGUGAAGAGGCUCCGCCUCCAGGCGACACUUUUUUUUUUUUUUUUUUUUUUUUCUUCUUCUUCUUCUUUCUACUGAUUUUUCUUUUUAGAAAAAAAAUAAAAUGAGAAAAUUGUCAGAGGUGGCAUUUACGGAGAGUAAAAUAUUACAGAAAUGAUGAUUUAAAAAAAAAAAAGAAGCUGUUCUGCUUAAAUGUUAAUGUUUUUUUCACUUUAAUCCUAAAAAGUGAUGUUCUUCCACCGCUGCCGGCCUCCCGGGAACCGUCUCUGAACUUUGUUAUUUGGUUUGCAGACUAACUGCCGGACGUCAGACACAGUUCUUCUUUCCACGUUCAAAAGCUGCUCAAAGUUCUGCAGCUUUUAAAAUAACUUUCUCUCCGUUGUUGUUGUUGUUGUUGUUGUUGUUUUGACCGACUCCUGCUCCCCUGACCCCCCCCCACGCUGACAAUGUGUUCAUGUUAAAUACAAGAUCUACGAAGCACUGAUUGGUUCCAGUUCUGCUGCAGUCAAACGGCUCUAAUUGGCUUUUUUUCCCCUCCAUUUUUAAUAAACGAUGUAAUCAGCUGGUUAACGUACUCGAUUAGCUCGACGCCUUUCUGUAACACGUGAAGGUCACCGAGCUGCAGGUGGAGGACAGAAGUCAUUACUGAAUAAAGAUUUGUGAUGGAUACUUAA